Messenger RNA from Esox lucius (northern pike), 2892 nucleotides. RefSeq names its product transmembrane protein 184C (gene tmem184c). Gene Ontology annotation, biological process: transport. Gene Ontology annotation, molecular function: transporter activity. Lineage: Eukaryota; Metazoa; Chordata; Actinopteri; Esociformes; Esocidae. The coding region runs from base 556 to 1914 and encodes 452 amino acids. The transcript has 11 exons. The record is from RefSeq and is a predicted model, not a curated record.
CCAAGAACCGUCUUGGAAAACAACAGGAAGUGGAACCAACACUUAUUGAAAACUAUUUUUUAUAUUUAGAAAGUUUUUGAAUUUAUUGUUAUUUUUGGAAGAGGUGCCUUUUGACCAGUUGUUUUUAUGAAUUAGAUCAUCAUAGUGUAAGAAAUGCUCGCUGAUAUUGCCGUCAGAAUGGAUAAAACGUGUAUUCAAUGUUUUGUUUACAUCGUGAAUCAUGAAUCAGCUGACUAGCUAGCCAACUAAGUUAAAUACCAAAUACCUUUUCAGCAUUAGCUAACCUUAAAUGCCUAACUACGCUUAACAUUGUAGCUAGAUUGCUUUGGAAAUGUGUUUUCGAUAUCUAUGCAUCAAAAAGCGCCUUUGAAACGAGCCGGUUUAGGCAUACCAAGGCGUUUUAGUUGAACGUUGUAGCUAGUAGUUAGAGCCACCUACGCUAGGUAGCUUGCUAGCAGCUUUGUUGUCAGCAACCUAGCCUGUUUGAAAUAGUCUAGUGAAUGUCGGAAUCUUGCUAACCUACUGUGGCUAGCCAGUUCACCUAAACAAAGAAAGAUGCCUUGCACCUGUGGGAAUUGGAGAAGGUGGAUUCGCCCUCUGGUUGUUCUUUUAUACAUUCUGGUUGUCCUUGUGGUCCUACCCCUGUGCAUAUGGGAACUACAGAAAUCAGAGGUUGGCACACAUAAUAAAGCAUGGUUUAUAGCUGGGAUAUUCGUGUUAAUGACCAUACCCAUAUCUCUGUGGGGAAUUCUGCAACAUCUCGUGCACUACACUCAACCAGAGCUCCAGAAACCUAUUAUCAGAAUAUUAUGGAUGGUACCCAUAUACAGUUUGGACAGUUGGAUCGCAUUGAAGUACCCCAACAUUGCCAUCUACGUGGACACCUGCAGGGAGUGCUACGAGGCCUACGUCAUAUACAACUUUAUGAUCUUCCUACUCAACUACCUGGGAAACCAGUACCCCAGCCUGGUCCUGAUGCUGGAGGUACAGGAACAGCAGAAACACCUGCCCCCUCUCUGCUGCUGCCCACCAUGGCCCAUGGGAGAGGUGCUGCUGUUGCGAUGCAAGCUAGGUGUGUUGCAGUACACAGUGGUUCGACCAGUCACGACGGUUAUCGCCUUGAUAUGCCAGCUCUGUGGGGUGUACGAUGAAGGCAACUUCAGCUCAACCAACGCGUGGACAUACUUGGUGAUCUUCAACAACAUGUCCCAGCUGUUUGCCAUGUAUUGUCUAGUGCUGUUCUACAAGGCUCUGAGGGAGGAACUGGCCCCCAUCAGACCAGUGGGAAAGUUCCUGUGUGUCAAAAUGGUGGUGUUUGUCUCUUUCUGGCAAGCUGUGUUCAUCGCUCUCUUGGUCAAGGCGGGAGUGAUUUCUGAAAGACACACGUGGGACUGGGUCAGUGUGGAGGCUGUGGCCACCGGCUUGCAGGACUUUGUCAUCUGUGUGGAAAUGUUCCUGGCAGCCAUCGCCCACCACUUCAGCUUUACCUAUAAGCCCUACAUCCAGGAGGCUGAGGAAGGAUCCUGCUUCGAUUCCUUCCUGGCCAUGUGGGACAUCUCCGAUGUCAGGGCUGACAUUUCCGAGCAAGUCCGCAACGUUGGGAGAACGGUAAUGGGACGCCCGCGAAAGACCUACUUUGGUGAGGCGGAGGACGACGGUGAGCGCUCCGGACUGCUUUCUCCCGGCUCCCAGGACGCCCUCGGACCCACGGAGACUUUGUCCAACCCGCCGUCCCCCAGGGGCCGCUACCAGGGCCUGGGCAAAACCCAAACGCCCCACUCCCGGUCUGCCCCCGCCGGGCUCAGCAGUGCUCAGUGGGCGGUGGAGGGCGAUGGAGGACCGGUCCCUGAGCCCAGAGAAAUGACAGAUGAGCCGGCAGAAUCUGUUACACAAGACCUUGUUGUCAUCACCUAGCUUAGCGUUAUGUGCUCAAUGCCUCUGAUGGACACAAUGCACAUUAUAAAAAAAAAUGCGGUUGAGCAGGAACCAAGUAUGGCCUCGGCUACAUUUUCCUCCAGACAAUAUUUAACUUAAUAAUUCGGCUGACGAAGAUGGACCUCUGUCUAUGACAGCUCUACGAAUGUUCAUGUGGGUUCAUGAAGGUCUCAUUAAUUACACGACCAGGACUUUUGGGAUAUUUCCUGUCCUCUGUUUCCAUAUGUUAUUACUGACUGAUUAUGGUAAAGUGGUGUACCGUAAUACCUUAUUCGAAGCCCAAUUAAUUGUAAUGGGUCUUGACUUUGUGUUCGAAAGCCUAUGAGACAUUUUACCAGUAUACUUGUUCCCGUGACAGAAGCAUGUGGGCGACAUCAAACUGCAAAUGCACAACUCCUGAGGGAUUUAGCUGUUGCCAGUUAUUUUAGUUUUUUGAACUGAAACGUACACAGAAUACUGGUUAGCAUCGGCUAAGGAAACAGCACAUACUUGAACAGGGUUCGACCACAUCAUGCAUAGUUCUCUGCAUGAAGCUUUCACUCUUCUAUGAAGUCUUCUCAGAUGUCUUGUUCUUCCUUGUGCCGGAAUUUGGCCCAGUGUAUUCAGCAAUGCACAUAUCCCGAGGUUAUCUUCACGUGAAACGACAACCGAUGCUUACGUAGUUUAUAAGUCUAUAACAUGGUUAUAGACUUACAUGUGUCUUUCAUAAUUCUAAUUGCUGUUUUAAACUCGGCCGGCAUGUUAAUCUUUCAGGGAUUUAGUGUAGAUUUACUCUACAGAUUGGGAUUGCUUUAUAACUCUACUUGUUUCAUUGUGUGUCAAUGUAAAGUGUGUGCAGCUACGUUGCAUUGCCUUACCUGACAAUGUUUGUCACAAAACAUUAGACUUCAGAGGGGAGUCAUACAUCAAACAUGUCAGUAUUGAAGUCCACCCUCUAAUAAAUUCAAUUCUGUUAUA